Molecule: messenger RNA, 2496 nt
Organism: Penicillium taxi
Lineage: Eukaryota; Fungi; Ascomycota; Eurotiomycetes; Eurotiales; Aspergillaceae
Exons: 4
Coding region: 1-2496 (831 amino acids)
Source: RefSeq, a predicted model, not a curated record
AUGGGCCGUCAGGCUUAUCUGAACAGGCUCGCUUUAGGCCGCUCACCUUAUGAACCUCCUGAGCGGGCAGUUAUUGGGAUCUCUGAUGUUCAUGCCGACAAUUACUCUCAGCAGUAUGACGUGCGAGGGCAUCCCGUCAACCCAGAGUCCAAAGCUCUAGGACGGGAACUUCGCAGAGCCAAGAAUGAUAUACUCUCUACAAUGGGAAUAGUCGUCAGUGGCGAAGACAGAACUGCGAGCAAGUCCGAUGAGCAGGAGAAGAUCAAUCAGAUCGCAGCUGAGAAUGACUUUGGCCUGGUAAUUACCACACUUGACCAAAUCUUUGUGUUUUUUGGGACCUGGUGGACUUCAUCUCUCACUGCGCGAAUCAUGACAUACAAACACUACACUCAUGCGGCACUUCUUAACGUCAUCCGUUCUGAGAGAGGUGCAACUGGACUACUUGGUUUCUACUGUGCCGGGAUUCCUGCGUGGGCGCUGUCCAGCAGCUUGGCGAUUGCUCGGGAUAAUCCGCCGAGACGUCUGUUCAUCACACUCCGAGACUAUAUACUGGGCUUCACUGGUAGUGGAAGUCUCUUUCGCGGAGUCCGCUUGUCUCUUAACCUCACAUAUCAAAUGGCGAGAAAUGUCAUGCUUCUGUUAUCAUUGGAGACCUACAUGUAUUCUUUGCUUCAAACCCUCUCCCUAGUUCCAUCAAACGCAUUUCCCAGUAUCCGACUUGCCAUACCCUUCAGUGAGCAGUCUUUGGUUCAGUUGCCGACUCUCCCCAACGACUUCUCCAUUCCAUCUGUUGGCGGAUAUUUACUGCGUUUACUGGCAUCUCCCGGUGUCUUGGCAUUUCUCUAUGCAUUCUACCUCCGCCCAGGACUAGAGGAUCGUCUGUACCGGCUAAUCCGGCGCCAACUACCAAAACCCCCUCGUGCAGAUGACCUCUCCGUUCGAGUCGUUUUUGAGGAAAAUCUUGUCGAAUGGGUUGUGCCGACCUUGGGGCGCAGAUCGGAAGAGGAAACUCGCCGCGCAAAACUUACGUGGCUGGAGGAUAUAAAGCAAGAAUUUGUCGUGUUCCGAGGAUGGGUGCUUUCGGCAUUCGGUCUUUUCUCAAAGCAGUUGACAGACCAGGAAGCCACUGAGGCUUUAGAUCAAGAAAGAAUGGACAACCUUCGUGACACGAUAGAGUCUUUGCAGCAUGAGCUCGAUGAGGUUCAGCUUCGCCAUAACCUCACUAUGGUCGAACCAAGUGCUUCUUUAGCUCGGCCCUUGGGGGACAUUACUCAUGCCAACUCAGUUGUUCAUUUGCCACGAAGCUUACCAGCUAUAGCAGAGGCCGCACAGAUGGCUGAAGCAGGGUUGAAUAAUAUCAACCAAGUACUUACGAAUGAGAAUCGCAUGGCUCAAUCUCCCGGUGAGAUGAGCAGCGACUUCUCGGACAUGGCCAUGCUUGGACGGACAAGUGCACCAUCUAGCUCCUCCAUUGCUCCGAAUCAAUCAAGUAAUCCUCCACAAGAUGGAAGUCUAACGAGAACUCGACAAGGCUCACGUUCGAAUACACUUUUCUCCCGUCCUUCAUCUCCGGAGACCUCGCCACCCACUUCACCCCGUGUCAGAGCCUCUUUGAUACACCAAAGUUCCGACAUUAUCACAAUGCAACUGGAGCUAUUAGGGAACCGUACUCGCAACGCACAAGGCUUGCCUACCUCCCCACUAUCGAGAUUAAGCGGUUCCCGCUGGGGCUCUACCGUUGACCGCAGAUCAAUCGCCGAGUUUCUCGAAGCCCUGAUCUUAAAUCAGGCUCAAAAUCAAAGUGCUCAGCAACAGCCACCACUGAUAGAGAGUGAGAAUGGCCCAAUCAGAAAUGCGGCGAGCUUCAUAGCAGCCCAAGAAGGCUCUACAUCCGAAAGUCGACCUCAAAACCCAACACAGGAGAGCGUAGAUAACCGACCAGAUCCCAUCUCUCCCCACGAAAAUGCUUUUGGAACAACUACGACCAUUCUCCCAGAUGGAAUCGAAGAGGCGACUGACGAGGAAAGCGAUAUUGAAUUGCCUCUUGUGGAUUUAACUCAAACCACAGGACUUCCUUCCGAAGCUGUGGUGCCAGCUCCUUCCAAUGUCCAGUCCCGGCCGUUAGCAAGGCGGUCGUCUGGCUUUCACGUUACUCACAGAGUCACUCUUCUCUCUGCUCACCCUGUGGAUUCAUUGGCAUCUCAUCUUGCUGCAUUCAUCAGUGGCAUUAUUCUGUCACCCAUUGAAUCUCUUCUUCUCCGCUCCUUGGCCCACUCUUAUCUCGCUUUGCACCAUUCUCCUAAUGCACAGUUCUCAGAUCUUCGCCCUAUCGGUUUAUGGUUUGGAGGGGGCUCCUGGUCUGACGUAUUUGCGUAUACUGGGCGGAUGGUCCUUAUGAGAGGCAUGCAGGUUGCCCUAAGAGCCGGUGUAUGGGGUUUCCUAGUUGGCUCUACCAUGAGAAUUGGAAGAAGAUUUUGCAGCUGGGGCAGUCUAUGA